Strongylocentrotus purpuratus (purple sea urchin) is the source of this 1038-nucleotide messenger RNA. RefSeq lists its product as uncharacterized. Bases 1 to 1038 code for a protein of 345 amino acids. The record is from RefSeq and is a predicted model, not a curated record. Lineage: Eukaryota; Metazoa; Echinodermata; Echinoidea; Camarodonta; Strongylocentrotidae. Gene Ontology annotation, molecular function: nucleic acid binding. Gene Ontology annotation, biological process: DNA integration. The transcript has a single exon.
AUGUAUACUGCUGAUACAUUGUCCAGAGCAGUAGAUCCAAAGGCUGAGUUGAAUGCUGAAACUGAGGAAGAUAUCAGAGUCUACGUAGAUGCUAUUGUCAAGAGCAUGCCAGUUACAUCGAACAAACGAAAUCAGAGUGUCGAAGAGACAAAGAAAGAUGAUCAACUGCAAGAGCUGCUAGGCAUCAUCAGAGAUGGUUGGCCGGAAACGAAGCAGCAAUGUCCAGUUCGAGUCAGGGAAUACUGGAACAUCAGGAGUGAACUCUUUGAAGCAGAUGGCAUCAUCUUCAAAGGCAGCAAAAUAGUGGUUCCCACUACUAUGAGAAGGUUCAUGCUAAACAAAAUCCAUGAAGGACACUUAGGCAUCGAGAAGUGUAAGAAACGUGCUAGAGAAGUCAUCUAUUGGCCCAGAAUCAACACAGACAUCACUGAAAUGGUCCAAAGUUGGACUUCAUGCCUAAUGUACAGACCAAAACAGCUAGCUGAAAGUCUACAUCCUCAUGACGUGCCGAACCGCCCGUGGGGAAAAGUUGCUGUUGAUUUGUUCACGCUGAACAAUAGAGAGUACAUGGUCAUCGUCGACUACUAUUCACAGUUCAUUGAAGUAUGUACUAUGACUUCUACUAGUAGCAAGGCCGUGAUCAACCACAUGAAAGCAGUAUUUGCUCGCCAUGGAACGCCAUGUGAACUCAUGUCGGAUAAUGGUCCUCAAUUUGCAAGCCAAGAGUUCCAGAGCUUUGCAAAAGAAUGGGAUUUUCACCAUUCUACAUCGAGUCCAUAUUAUCCGCAAUCCAAUGGCCUCGCAGAGAAUGCUGUGAAGAUUGUAAAAAAACUCAUAUUGAAGUCACAGCACAAUGGACAGGAUAUCCACAGAGCUCUACAAGUCUAUCGCAGUUCACCACUAGCAUGCGGAAAGUCUCCGGCAGAACUCCUCUACAAUCGUCGACUUCGAUCGAAUCUCCCCAUGCUUGACAGUUUACUCGACAACCAACAGCUAGGUCAAUACUCGAUUGGUGAGGGGAAGAAAGGAGGAUCAUAA